AUGGACGAGAACAAGGUUCAACCUCUACAUGUUACAGGAAUACUUUUAUACCGCAUACAACGUCAUAUUGAAUUUUUAUUAUUAAACGACACCUUUUCUAACAAAAGACAUUGGACUGCACCAAAGGGCAGAGUUAUUAGACAAGAAGACGAAGUAAAAUGUGCUCUUCGCAACACAAUCGAAAUCACUGGUCUCUCGGUUAAAGAUAUAAGAAUCGAAGAAGGCUUUAGAGCUGAAAUUACCUAUCUUUCUGAAACGCGACCUAAAAGAGUUGUUUAUUAUCUUGCUCAAGUGACUGAUCAUGACCGUAUCUACAGUAAUGCUGGCGAAGGGCUUAACUUUGCAUGGCUUCAACUUUAUAAUGCUACCGAAAAAGUUCUUUAUAAGAGUAUGCAGGAUGUUAUCAAAAAAGCACACGCAUUUAUUGAGGCCAAUAAACCAUCAAAAAAAUAUGAUUCUUCUACAUUACAACAAUGGUCUAUUAGAAAUGAUAAAAAAAAUAACACUGCUGAUAGGAUAGAGUCAAAUUUGAAGAAUCUAAAUAUGGCUUUACCUUUAGAAUCUCAACGUCAUGCAAUAUCAAGACAAAGGUUCGAACAUGUACUUUCACAAUUAGACAAUCCUCUCUAUAAAACUCGUUUAUGUGAACGAUUUGAAACUGAAAAAUUUUGUCCGUAUGGACCUAAAUGUACUUUUGCCCAUGGUGCAGGCGAAUUAAGAGAAAGGCUUGUCGUUCCUGUUGAAGAAAAAUCUAGUUUGCCUACAGUAAAGGAUGGACCAGAAAAUCCUUUGUACAAAACUCGUUUAUGUGAAAGAUUCAUGAAAGAGAAUUUUUGUCAAUAUGGUCCUAAAUGUAAUUUUGCUCAUGUCGGUCCUUCUAGUCCUGGAUUAAAUAUGGGAUCAGGAUCAGGAGGAUAUCGAUCUGAAAUUCAAAAUGGAAUUUUUGCUAAAAUUAAUACUUUAUCAUCACCAUUGACACCUACUUCUACUCAAAAUAAUUUAACCAAUAACAAUAGCUCUCAAACAGAAGUUCAACAAGAUUCAGAAGAGUACACUGUUGAGGGCGGUGAUAUCGAGAAAAAGAAAGAUAAUGGUCAAAUCAAUAUUUCAAGCGAAACCAAGACUGUAUCAACGGGUGUAGGAUCAGUUAUUGUUACAAACACAAGUACCAAUACUAAUGAAGAUUUUAGAAAUUUAUUUAAACCCAAUAAAAAUGAUUUAGUUGAUGAAAAGCCCUGGAUUGAAGUGGUUGAAUUAACUAAUAUGGAAAUUGAACAAUUGGGAAAAAUUAAAAAAACCGACCAUAAUGUUACAAAUGUUGACAAGAAAUCACAAGAAGAAGUUUUGAUUUUAGAAUUGAAGAAAUUCUUUGUUCAAUCAAAAGAACAAAAUAAAACAAUAUUGGAAGAAAUCAAAGAGGUAACCCUCAUGGAAACAAGGAAAGAUUUAUCCAAAUUACAAUUAUUCAAUAUUUUGCUUCCAAGCUUAUACGAUGACGCUACUUGGGAUGAUAUUAUUAAAGACUUGGAUCUAAAAAAAAAAUUAUUUAAAACAUUCAUUUGUUCUGCGCAAGAUCAAAUUAUAUUUAUUCGAGCUUGGGAAAAAUUUUUAAAUCAACGUAACAAGAAAUGGGUGAAACAAUCACCAAUGUUAUAUAAAACAUUUUAUGAUAAAGAUUAUGUUGAUGAAGAUUCAAUUUACAAAUGGUAUGAAAGCGCAAAAGAUACUAGUGAUGUGAAAAAGAAAUGCAAGGUUUUUGUUGAUUGGCUAAAAAAUGCAGAGGAAGAGGAUUAG
Messenger RNA from Entrophospora sp. SA101, 1794 nucleotides. The record is from the annotation of a GenBank genome assembly. NCBI's taxonomy places the organism in Eukaryota, Fungi, Glomeromycota, Glomeromycetes, Entrophosporales, Entrophosporaceae.